Molecule: messenger RNA, 1761 nt
Organism: Microthlaspi erraticum
Lineage: Eukaryota; Viridiplantae; Streptophyta; Magnoliopsida; Brassicales; Brassicaceae
Source: the annotation of a GenBank genome assembly
AUGAUGAAAGCUUCGUUUGGGAGGUUAAGGAGAUUCGCAUUGCCCAAGGUCGAUGCGAAUGAUAUCGGCGAUUCUUUUCCCACGGCACAGAUUGACGGGCUUGCUCGAGCCGCUAAGGAUAUGCAAGAAAUGAGAGAGUGUUAUGAUAGACUACUCUCGGUAGCUGCUGCCACGGCUAAUAGCGCAUAUGAGUUCUCUGAAUCAUUGGGGGAGAUGGGUUCAUGCUUGGAGCAAAUCGCACCACACAAUGAUGAAGAAAGUGGUAGAGUUUUGCUGAAGCUGGGUAAAGUACAGUUUGAGCUUCAAAAACUCGUCGACACUUAUCGUUCUCAAAUAUUCAAGACCAUUACACGACCUUCAGAGUCCCUUCUCAAUGACCUUAGAACCGUCGAGGAUAUGAAGCAACAAUGUGAAGAAAAGAGAGACGUCGUUAAGCACAUGAUGAUGGAGCAUGGUAAAGACAAGGUACAACUUAGAGGCGGUAAAGGGGAGAGACUUGUUCGCCGUCAGUUAGAGACUGCUCGUGAUGAGCUACAAGACGAGGCCACUUUGUGUAUUUUCCGAUUGAAAUCUCUCAAGGAAGGGCAAGCUCGAAGCCUCCUCACACAAGCAGCCCGCCACCACACUGCUCAGACGCAGUUGUUCUACGCUGGUCUAAAAUCGCUUGAGGCAGUAGAGAAACAAGUCAGAAUUGCUGCAGAGAGACAACACAUCGACUGUGAGCUCUCUGAUCACGGGAACGAAAUGGAGUGUAGUGAGGACGAUGAUGAUGACCGACACGUUAACCUAGACGGAGAACUCAGUUUUGACUACAUAACAAAUGAGCAGAUAGCGGAAACUAUAUCUACACCGCAUGGAUCAAUGAAGAUGGAUGCCACAGAUUUCUCGUCUCAACGCCCUUCACCAGCAGGAUCAGCAACAGUAAAUGCAGAUCAUAGAGAAGAGAACCAAAGUUCCUACCAAGAACGCAGAACGAGUAGCCAUUCAGCACCGUUGUUCCCGGAAAAGCUGAUGAGGCAGAUGACUCCGUCUGCAAAUGCUUACGUGUUACCAACACCUACCGAUUCAAAGUCCUUCACAAAACCAGUCACCCCAACAAACCACAGUGCGAACUUAUGGCAUUCAUCUCCACUUGAACCGAUAAAAACCGCUCACAAAGAUGUUGCAGAGAACAACCUCUAUUCCCGUCUUCCACGCCCGUCAGAAACUCCUCAGUUUUCUCAGCACGAAGCUGCACCACGACACGCAUUUUCCGGACCGCUCAAACCAUCCUCAACUCGUCUUCCAGUUCCACUUCCGGCUCAGGCUCAGGCUCAGUCAUCUUCUCCAAGGAUCUCUCCUACCGCUUCACCUCCGCUCGCUUCUUCUCCACGGAUCAACGAACUCCAUGAGCUGCCAAGACCACCGGGGCAAUUUGCACCGCCACGACGCUCCAAGUCUCCUGGUCUGGCUGGUCAUUCGGCGCCAGUAACGGCUUGGGAUCAAGAAAGAAGCACUGUAGUUGCGUCCACCAACAUUGUAGCAUCACCACUUCCCGUUCCGCCUCUGGUUGUUCCGAGAAGCUUCUCUAUACCUUCAAGAAACAACAGAGCCAUGGCUCAACAACCUUUACCUGAAACCAACCAAAACAGAGUAGUGUCUCCACCGCCUCUGCCGCUAACUCCAGCGUCUCUGAUGAAUCUCAGAUCGCUGUCUCGGUCUCGAGUCGGGGAAGUUGCCCAGAGCGGUCAAUUUAGAGGAGUAAAACUGAUUGAACGAUGA